Messenger RNA from Drosophila subpulchrella, 1030 nucleotides. RefSeq lists its product as uncharacterized. The transcript has a single exon. The coding region runs from base 42 to 935 and encodes 297 amino acids. NCBI's taxonomy places the organism in Eukaryota, Metazoa, Arthropoda, Insecta, Diptera, Drosophilidae. The record is from RefSeq and is a predicted model, not a curated record.
GGCCAGAACGAUUCGGAACCUCUCAGGAGGUUGGUGGAAAGAUGCAGCAGACCCUCUUGCUGCACUUCCUUUCGGUACUUUUCAUUAUCCAAGAUGGAGUCCUGGCAAAAGAUCCCACCGCUUCAAUAAGAUAUGAGUCAGGAAACGAGGGAAUCCUGCCCAAUGAUCAGGAAUCUUUUAAAGAUGAUGGAGUUUUGGUUCUAAAUCCAACCAACAACUUGCAAAACGAGAAUGAAGCUGCGAUUACUCAAUACAGGGAGUAUCUGGAUAAUUCUAUAGGGAAAAUACUAUCCGAUUUACCAAACACUCACAAGAAGAAAAGGCGACAUGCUCUGCGGGAAGUACUGGAAGUUCUAACUGGCGUGAGUCUGAGCGUUUCUCCAUUGGGAGAAAGUCUCGGGAAAAUCACGGGACAGCAGGCGGAAUUGGUAUCAAAACUAAAACACCAGGAGGAAUGGAAGUUUUGGGCCGCAGCGAAAGUUCAGAAGGUGGGGCAGUCCACUGAAGGUCUGAGAACAGCCGAAGCUGUAUCCAUCACCGAAGAGUUUAACAAUCGUUAUGUCCUUCGAUUGCGCAACUGUGUUGGUCAGUUUCUCUGGGCUCAGAUUCGAUUUAAUCUGGAUUUGAAGAAGUCCAUCGAUGGCCUGCAAAUGCCUACAAAUCAGGUGAUCGAAGCCACGGAAAGGUGUCCCAGUGUCAAGCCCAAAAAGUGCCGCAAGGGUGUUAGGAGAGCUACUGUUGGGCUCCAAAAUGCUCCACAGAAUCUCCAUAACCUGUGGAUUGAGUCCAAUCAGCUGGAGGAUAUCCAGAAGCAAAGCAACCAGUGCCUGGAUAAAACUCUAAAGGAAUAUUUCGAGGAGCGGUCAGAAAUCGAAAGGCAGCUGGAGGACAUUAUCAAGGAGUAUCAUGCAAGUGAGACCCCCACUGGCAAAUAGGGAGUAAAAUAUAUAUAUUCAUCAAAUUGCAAAGAUAUAGUACAUAUAGCACACAUCCAGGGCAACUUCAGCACUUACUAGGCUAAGAAAAAAAA